Molecule: messenger RNA, 312 nt
Organism: Bipolaris oryzae ATCC 44560
Lineage: Eukaryota; Fungi; Ascomycota; Dothideomycetes; Pleosporales; Pleosporaceae
Exons: 1
Coding region: 1-312 (103 amino acids)
Source: RefSeq, a predicted model, not a curated record
AUGACGACAUCAGCUGUAAAAAAAAAAUGGGUUCAUUGCUGCACAGUAUCUGUCUCUUGGUUGGGACGGACCUGGAAAAAAAGCAAAGCAGACACGUGUGCAGCAGUAGCAGUGCGGGGAGCUAAGUUAGCAUGUGCGUACGUUGAACCAUGGUUUGUCCAGCUGCACGCGUGCAUAUGGUAUCGGUAUCGAGCAGGACGGCGGGUGUACCUGCGACGAAAGCAAAAAAGCAAAAAAAGGGGUGACGACGACUGGUGUGAUGCGGGACGGGACGGGGAAGCUAAUGACGGUGCAGUCGAGCGACGUCAGUGA